Trypanosoma theileri is the source of this 3687-nucleotide messenger RNA. RefSeq lists its product as uncharacterized. The transcript has a single exon. The record is from RefSeq and is a predicted model, not a curated record. NCBI's taxonomy places the organism in Eukaryota, Euglenozoa, Kinetoplastea, Trypanosomatida, Trypanosomatidae. The coding region runs from base 1 to 3687 and encodes 1228 amino acids.
AUGUAUCAAGACUUCCUCCCACGGGCUACAUCGGAGUUAACAUGUAGUUUCCUCCCCACAUUCAACAAUAUAUUCACAAGUGCAACUAUUACAGUAGACUUUACUCCCACUAACGCAGAGUGUUUGAGUGCUGCUGGUGCUGUUAAUAAUAUGAUCAACAUUCAUUCCGCACUGUUGCUAACGCUCUCACCACUGCAUACAGUUGGUGCAGUACGAGUGUUAGUGCAAAAGAAGAGGAAUAAUAAUAAUAAUAAUAAUAAUAAUAAUAAUAAUAAUAAUAAUAAUAAUAAUAAUAAUAAUAAUAAUAGUGAGGAGGAGGGGGAUAUUAUUAAUAAAAAUACAGCGGAGUGGCAUCAACUUCAACUGGACUCUUCUAUUCUUUAUAAAACAAAACAGCGUAUCGUGAGUGCUGCUGCACGGCAAGAACUAUUAUCAUUAACGGCGAUCUCUUCUACUCAUGAAGAAGUUAAAGAGGAAAUAGAAGAGAAGGAAUGUGAAAAGAAUGAAACUGGAAGUGAUGCUGAAGUACUUGAACUCGUACUUGGAUCCAGCGAUGAUGAGAAUGACGCCUCUACAAGUGAGGUGCUGGUGUCAUCUAAAUUGCAAGAAGUUAAUAAUAAUAAUAAUCAUAGUAAUAAUAAUUUUGAUAAUAAUAAUCAUAGUAAUAAUAAUGAUAAAGAUGAUAUGGCAACACAGUUUCUGCUUAAACUAUGGCCUAGUAGUCUGGAAGGAAUAAAUACAGAAGAAGAGGAAGAAGAGGAGAGUAGUACAUUAUAUAUUCUACAGUGUUGUAUUGAUGUGAUAUUAGUUCCUCCAACAGAAUUAGUUGGUAAGUCAUUUCCAUUCUUAACAGUUCUCUCAACUGUGGGAUCCUCACAGUCUCUACCCGAAUCCGAAGUGGGUGUAAACCGUGAGGAUCAAUAUAUGUUAUUUGUAGGACAACGAUUUUAUGAUUAUUUUAUUUCUCCUCGUGUGGCCUAUACUGAAAGAUUCUCUGAUGGUGUUACUUUUACCUCUAUAGAUGUACUCAUAAACUCUCUGUGUGUACAUCAAGAUGAGAGUGUAGAUCUAUGGGAAAUUGUGACUCUCACUUCUCUUCCAGUUUUACCAGAGAAUUUAUUCUGUGCCUUUGUACGAUCUUCAUUAGAAGAGAAUACGGGUUCAUCAUCUGCGGUGGAAUUACAUGCGGGUGUGAAAUGGUCUGUUCAACAUCAUCCAGCAUAUACAAGGAUGUCUACUUUACAAGAAGAGGGAGAAAUAACUACAAGAACACGUCUUUAUUUUUUUCAUUGCGAUCACAUAUUAUGUGAAUAUUUACUUCCACUCAUACAUAAAGCGAAUACAGCAUGGGAUAGUGUAGGAUCAAAGAAAACAGAUGUAAACACAUUAUCUCCUCACUCUGAUGAGAUCACUUGGGUAAUUACUAGUAGUAGCCAUACAUUAUUGCGUCUUCGUCGAGGGGCAUUAUGUGUACGGGGUGGAGUGUUAUUAACAGCAGAUGUACUGCGGGCCAUGUGGUCUCCUCCGCAUGUAUUAACGGUUAAUUCCCGCGUAGAUACAUUAAGGGCGAAAGUACUAUUGUUUAGUCUUGCAUUAGAAAUGAAAUGGCGGACUGCUGCUGCUGCUGUAGUAGUAGAGAAUAGUAAUAAUAAUAAUAAUAAUAAUAAUAAUAAUAAUAAUAAUAGUAAUACUAUUAUGAAUACAACUACUACUAUACCAGAAUUUAAUGCAAUGAUAUCCGGUGUUGGUCUCACACGUGCAUGGGCCUUUUGUCUUUCUUGUGAUGAGCCGGGAUGGACAGAAUUAUUACAACAGGAACGUUGUAUCGCAGCAUGUGGUCUACACACCGUUUCUCAAACAGAUCCAUGGUGUUUAAUGCAGCGGUAUAUUUCUGAAGUUCGUCAAACUUUAUUGUUUUUAUCAUCUGCCGCUGCAGUUAUGUCUAUUCGUCAUCAAUGUUGUUACCCAUGGGAAGUGAUGGAAAAACAAAAUGAUACAUUAUUUUCUAAAUUAUUGGCUGAAAUGAAUUUAACCAUUUCGUAUGGAAUGCAUUUAGAUCUUAUACGAUUAUUACUUCAAGAGGAAUGGAAUAGUCAGCGAGGCAAUAAUAAUAAUAAUAAUAAUAAUAAUAAUAAUAAUAAUAAUAAUAAUAAUAAUAAUAAUGCGGUGAGUUCUGUGCCUAUGCCCCUUUUGGCUUCUCUUUCAUAUGAAGUCAAACCAACGCAGUCGGCGGUGUGUCGUGAUAUACUUCUUCAUAUGCGGUUUCCCAAGUUAGAGAGUACACGUGGACUUGUUAAGGGAAAGAAUGAGUCUACAGAGAGAAUGUGGGGAAUUGAUUUAUCCUUCACACUACUGGAUUUCACUGUGGAAGGGCCAGAGACAUCUCUCUUCACAGUGGCUGCAUCUACACGGAAAGAACAGACACUGCAGUGUCAGGUUACUCAGACCAUUCCGGGAUAUUGGAGAGUCUCAGGACUUGCAUGGGUAAGAGGAUUGGAUCAACAGACUAUGUUUUCACUCCUUCAAAGAGAAAAGGAAGAGGAUCCUAAUGAGGAUAAGAAGAAUAACAAAGAUGUUGAGGGAAGGGGAAAUGAUGGAAAUGAAGAUACAGAUGGAAAUAAAAAAAUAUUUACAAUGCAGAUGCCUUUAUUAGUGUUAAACCCUAAAGUUAUUCCUGCAGCGUUGUUAGUGCGAGUUCAACACCAUCAAUUUUGGUCUAAUCUUUCAACACUUAUAGAUAUUCAUACACGUCGAGUUAUUCUGGAAUACAUUAUGGAACAGGCCGUACAAGAAGGAGAAACUAGAAAGAUGGAGGAAUCUAAACUUCUCUUUACACCAUUACUAAAUCAACUUUUAGAGAGUCUUCUUGAUGGGAAUCCACAAGAAUAUCAAGAAAAUCAUUCAGUCUCUUUAAAUACAACGAAAAUGACGCCCUUAUCACUAUUCUUUACAGCAUUACGAAACCUUCACGUUGAUGAGAGACUUGUUUGGCGUCAAGUUUACUCGGACAUACAUACACGUUUUUCAUAUUAUCUCUCAAAACAUCAUUUUCCUUCAUUUCAGUUAACUGCUGGAGGAAAUCAAGAGAAAAAGGAGAAUCUCAGUGAGAAUACGGGGUCUAAUCUUAAUCCUAAUCUUAAUACUAAUCCUAACAAUAGAAAUGUAUCAGAUGUGGAAAAACAGUUAUUAAAACACCUUGGAACCAUUACAUCCUAUUAUGAUUCUCUACCCCCUACAGAAUCACAACAAUCACAACAACAACAACAACAACAACAGAAAAGUCAGAGGCCACGAUUGGUAUUGAGUUUGAAAAACAAAAUAAUCCUAACUCGAAAAGAAAACGAGGAAGAAGAAGAAGAAAAGAAAGGAAUGAAGAAAAAGAAGAAAGAACGUAACACUCCAUCUAACCCUACAGAACUUGUUGAAAUGGUUAACCGCGUUAUUAUAGAAACUUCAAAAUGCAAAGAUGAUGCUGCACUUGCGGCGAGAAGAGCAGCACUUUCCUUAUCUAUUUCAUUAUGUUUACUUCUUCAAGGGAGUCCAGAGUUGCUGAAGGACCGAAAAGGGGGAAGUACACUGGCGAAGGCACAAGAACUUUAUGAAUCCCUUCGAAAUGCGGCUGCUGCUGCGGCUGGAGAGUCUGAUACUAUUCUCCUGAAGGUAUAUGAGGGUUUUUAUGCAAAAUAA